UUUCGCCAACACUGUGCAGGAUGGAGAGGAUGGAGGAGGCUGCGGCAAAAGAAAUCACCGAUGAAGUCGACGAUUUAAUACGAAUUGUCGAAGAUCUGAAGAUCAGAUCUGUCGUGCCUAGUUUGCUGGAGUCGUCCUUCUCCAAACUGCUGGAACUAAAAAGCCGGCUGAGACGGGAAGAGAUAUCGAGGGAGACCGCGAACAAAGAAGUUCUACAGGACUUGGCAAAGAUUGUUCUGGAUGUCACAUACUGCCGAGAAAACAGACUUGCUGACAACGAUUUUUCAGACAGUGAUUCUCUAGAACGAGUCCAUGCCAUAAUCCGUAGCCUGGAACAUGUAGAAAACAUCACUAAGCACAUGGGAUUCAGCACGGUGGUCGAAGGCCUCGGCGAGGAGCUUGCCGAGUGCAUAGAAUGGCGGAAGGGGGGACUAGUCUACAUGUUCUGCCAGAGCAAGGAGGGAGACGACGACCACAGUUGGCUAACGGCCAACCAGGAGACUUUUUUUGCUCUGCUGCAGCAAGGUGUGCAGCACCUCACGGCAAUGCUCAAUGUUCGUCGCCCACUGAGCGCUGAAGAUGUCACAGUGCUGUCUGGCCAGACGGACGUGCUGGAACUCCUGGAAAAAGGCAUCUACAGUGAUGUACACGCACUGUCGCUGAUGUACGCCGGCGAGAUGUGCUACUGGCUGGUGACGUACUCGAAGCGCUGGGACCGGCCGCUGCACAUGGCACACGCGUUACCCCUUGGCAAGCGGCUGCUACAAGACUACAUCAGCGCUGUCGAGGGUCCCCUGCAGGGCGCGGGCUGGAACUGCACCCGUGCCCGGCAGCUCCUGGCGCAACUGGGCGAGGAGGAGCAGUGCUGAAGUGCAGCCGGUGCCUGGUGAAGCCGAUGCAAAGUCAGACCAAAGACAAAGCCCGGACUGGGAGUGAGAUCAACGGACAUUCUUGCCGGGCGAAGGAGGAGCGAGAUCAAGUUAACCUUUUCUGUAUCGUUCCCGGACUUCUUACGAAAUUUCGCACUGUCAUCAGCGGGACCAUGAUGGAGAAAGUGUUCCAAUAGCUGGGAACAUUUGCUGCUUCGGGCACUAGCUAGCAGGCCUGUUUCGAUAGUACGAUCUAGCUAGCUAGCUGGCAAAGCUCCAGUCUUUUGUGUGAGCUAACCAUCAAAAAGCAGCCGACUGCAAUAGUUUAACCAUGACUGUCGAGCCCUUCCGACAGUUUAGCUGGAUCUUUAUUCUCUGUAUUAGCGCUCUUCACUCAUGCUCUGUUGUUUGUGUGUUUGAUAGACUGGUUUCAUGCCUUUUCAGGCAUUGCCCUGUUAUUUGUGCAUAUGAUCGACCUGUCAUGGCAAUGUCUCUUCGCUUUGAUGCAUCCGAAUAACCACCGUGGGCCAUGUUUGGAUUGAUUGCUUUUGGGGGCAUCACUUUGAGUGCAUGUUCAUUGGCUACCCAGCUGACACUAUGUCCGUCACUCUGACAAAGUGCUGCACCAGACGCAUCAUGCUAAUGUCAAAGUACCCUUAAAAGUGAGCAGUCAUGAAUACGGCCCACGAUUUUGUACAUAUUCAUACGUACUGACUUUACAAGCCAGGCAUGUACUGUCAGCAUAAAUUGAAACAUGACAGGAAAGAACUUGUCUGAAUGCCAGCCACGUACAGCUACACGGAAGUGCGAUGUGGAAUCGCUCUGUAGCACGUUGUAGUUUUGAACACGGGUUUUGCCCGAGUUGCUGUUCCACAUUCAGGCGAAGCUGGAUAUGCAACAACACAUCCUAAUCACUUUCAGCUAGUUUGUGUUUGAGUUUAUGCUGAUAGUGCUGGCAGAAACCAGCCGAGUGAAGUUGUUUCUUAGAUGACGUCCUAGCUCCCGAAUUCCCACCGCAGACUGCUUAUACUACAGUCAACGCUCGUUACAACAGACUGUAAUAAUCCAGCAGGAAAAGUUGUUAUAUCCGAGGUCAGUUCAAUCCAAAAUUACGGCCGUGGCGUGUUGAAACAUAUACCACUGUCUAAACUGAAGACGAUCGCAGAAACACAGAAAACGUCCAAAUGAAAGUAACGAAUAGAUAAACAGGUUUAUGCAGUAAUACAGUCAAACCUCAAUAUAACGAAGUUGUACAUGCAGUGAAAAACUUCGUUAUAUCGAGAAUUUUGUUAUAUCGAGGUUUCGUUAAUUUAGUAGAACUAAGAUGGGGAAAUAAAAAUAGUUUGUUACAUCGUGACUUUAAUCAAAUCAAGGUUCCUUAUAUCGAGGUUUGACUGUAGUAAAACCACAUUGCAAGGCACCUUGCUGUCCACCGUUUUUCGGUCUCUAGUUGCCGAAAUAUGGCAAUAGUGCCCAUGCUAUAGCAUAUUUAGACUCCUGUACAACAGAAAGAUUAAUGGCCGCCACAAUGGCAUCUUUGCUGGUGUGCAUGCAUCUUCAACACGCCACUGCACUGUAUGCGAGGCGGCUCGAUUGCACCAUGCACUUCACAGUCUGAACAGCGUAAAUAGCAGUCUUUUUUCUCUUUUGUGCAAAUUGGUGUGAUGAGAAAUGAAGCAUUCUCAGAAAGAUGCAUUUUGCGGUCGUCGGCGGUUGUUUUUAAAGAGCUGUACUGUGGCUUCGCAUAGCAGAUUAGGCAUGGCAACACUUUUGGCACUUUGGCGGUGUUGAUCCGAUUACGUGGUCAAACCGAAAGACUCUUCCUUAGCCAUGGCGCGUUGUGCGGAGCACCCAGUUGCGGGAAGCUUGCCGCUAGUGCACUGGUACUACAGUCAAACCUCGAUAUAACAAACCUCGAUUUAACGAAAUUCGCGAUGUAACAAACUUUCUUUAUUUCCCCAUCUCAGAUCUAUUGAAUUAACAAAGCCUCGAUAUAAUGAAAUUCUCUAUAUAACGAAGCUUUUCGGUGCAAGUACAACUUCGUUAUAUCGAGGUUUGACUGUAUACGAAAAAGUGCAGUUUUGCACGUUCCGCAAGUGGCCGGAAAUAGUUGCACGCAGUGCGCUGCCGCACGCACGCAUCGCCGCAGCAAAGCACGUUGUACGUAUUUACGCCAUCUGGAUAAAAUUUUACCAAAAAUUUAUCUGUUUUAGGCGAUGGUCCGUUAUAGCCGGGUGUUCUAAAACCUAAGUAGGUUGCAUGAAUAAUAUGGGCACACGAAUCUAAGUGAGAGGAAUGGCCUGUUAUAUUUAAAUGUUGUAUGCAGAUCCGUUGUAACAGGCGUGGACUGUAUGACAUUCCACGGUGUCUGGUGUUUUGGUAGCGAUAAAUGCAUUAAGUCGGGGAUUCCCAAACUACCUUGCCUCAGAAAAUUCAUGCCGUCAAAGAGUACAAAUGCAUCAUGGACCCUCAAUAGAUGGUUACAUUGUUAGUGAAAUGACUACACAGUGUUUUUUUUAGGUAGAAAUGAUGACUGUGGUGUGAAUCUAUUAUCUGUCUUCCUUAAAGCCUACCAUGUUUUUAUUUUUUGUAACUAUUCUGACCAAAAAAGGUAAUUUUGUUGUCCUCGAGGAUUUUUGAAACGUUUUGUUGAACAGUGGUGGAUGGUCAAUGGUUAGUAGUGUUAUGAAUUGAUGGAAGGCGUGCUCUGCUCAUGUAACCCAAAACACUGCAUUUGCAUGACAAGAUAACUUAUUUUAUGGAUAAUUACUAGCCUCAGAGAUAACUUGGCAUGCCAUUUCGGAACCGUGCACCAAAUAUGAAGCAAAUUUACAGCACCAACCCUGGCCUUGUGAACUAAAUUGUGACUGAGCUCUAAAUUGAGAGCAACUGAACUGUGCAGAAAAGCUAACUUCUUGAAGGCAGCAAGUGCCAAUCUGUGAACAGCAAGAGCCCAACUUGGCACGAUGAAGAAAAAUGCUCUGAUAGUGUAAUAAGUAACUGCAGCAAAAAAGGCUUACAAUAGUGAACCUUGAUCCAGUGGUCCAAACAACUGCAGCAAUAUGCAAAUUUGCAUCAAUGCAGCUUUGCUGGUGUGCAUGCAUCUGGUUCCUUGGUGAAUUGCACACCUGUUGGAAUGAUUCAGCACAACGCAGGCAGUCCUGUGCUGGCAUGCUAUGCUAAAACCUUAUUUUAACCCAAUGGUACGGCUGCGUUAUGUGCCAAUAGUUCGCAUUGUAAUCGUAAUAUAUUUUUCUGAGUCAUCACAGUUUGCUCCCUUUCUUUCAUUACAUUCACAUGCACACGGUACACUAGUAUCUAGUUUGGGAAUCCCUGAUGUAGUCUGUAGGUUGUAUUGUUACGUCCGUACUUUGCGUCCGUUGUGAAGUAUCAAACAAUGUGCGAUUCGCGUUGCAUUUGUAGUGAAGUCCAUCCAGUGAAUAGUCUUUCGAGUUCUGUCCGUGCCAAAAAGAAAAGGAAAACAUUUUUUUGACUUCUCUAUAGCAACGUUGAGCUGUUCUCUUCUGCUGAACAUCUGUGCCAGCAGAUGCCUCUUGGCAUGAAACUUUCUGAGUGAAACAUUUUUCAGACAAGUAUCACGGCGAAAUGGGCAACUGCACGUUCUGUGUCCACAUUUUAUUUCGGCACCGUUUCCCUGCCAGAACGACAUCGCCCCGAGCUGGCUCUCGUGUGCGCUGUUCCGUAGGGGAAUUUCAAACUUGCAUUCUAUAACUUUGCAUGUGCUUUUUCAACGUUUACAUUUUGGCCCUUGCCAGAUAAAUGUUUCAUCAAGCUCUGAUGCACUGCGUCAAGAUGGAUUCACAUGACUGACUGAUUCAGAAGUGUUAAGGGGCCUUGUGAAACUUCUUAAACAUCAGUGAAGCUGCUUGGUUUGUACACAAUGCUGUCAUAACAUUACACGUUAUGCUCAGAUGUUUAUUUAUUUGCCAGCAACAGCCAGCUUAUUUUUCUAUAAAUGACUGCUUGCUCUUUCCUUCAACUUUCUGAAAUCCUGGCUACUUUUUGUGUACAUAUAUUCCUAGCACGAUGACUAUUGGUCAGCUUUUGUAAGACAUCAUCCAGCGAUAACAUUCGAGAAUCUUCCAAUACGGAAAGGCAUGUCUUGCGCUGAGCGAUAUAUUUUAACAUCUCUUAGCCAGUGAAAGGCUGUCUCCGGAAAAGAUGCAUAAGUACGCGUGGCAAUAUUUUGGUGGACAGUCCACUGAUGUUUCACGAUGUCUAAGUCGCAAAUUUCUCUGCAAGCUCCUCUGUCAUGUGAAUCCACAUCUUGAAAUGCCUCUUUCAUUGUUUAACCGGGUGCCAAAAACCAAGAAUACUGUCUUUAUUUUUAUCCAUUUUCUUUUUAACAUUUGUCAAUGAUGCUGUUUUGUAUUGUUCCAGGAGUGACAGGUGUGGCCUAAAUUGGUCAUUAUAAUUGUACACAUGCAUGCAGUAAUUAGAAGCGUUAUGUGCGUGCAGGAAAGAGACUGCAUUGUGCUAAUUGGUUUGAACAGAGUUUCAUCUUUAGGUCAUGACCACAGUCAUCAGCAUUCAUAAAGCGUUUAAACUUGAACCAGUUGUGAAUUGUUUGUUUUCAGAACACCGAAUAAAUAAUAUGCAACAGAAUAUGCAACUAAUGAAUCCAUUCAGCCUGAAACCAGGACAAGGAAGGCUGCCGAGUAAAAUUUUUUUCGUUGCAAAUGCAAAGCAUGUACAAAAAAAAACCCCUGGAAACACUGGUCCAUCUCAAGCUAUCCUGACAGCAUUUUGUGUUAGGAAUACUGUAGGGAGUCUUUGCUGCUUUCUUUGAUUAAAAAGAAAUUCCAAA
Dermacentor silvarum is the source of this 5697-nucleotide messenger RNA. Its product is annotated as RAB7A-interacting MON1-CCZ1 complex subunit 1. Gene Ontology annotation, biological process: mitophagy. Bases 21 to 869 code for a protein of 282 amino acids. NCBI's taxonomy places the organism in Eukaryota, Metazoa, Arthropoda, Arachnida, Ixodida, Ixodidae. The transcript is spliced from 8 exons. The record is from RefSeq and is a predicted model, not a curated record.